Penicillium taxi is the source of this 3858-nucleotide messenger RNA. Its product is annotated as putative sensor histidine kinase/response regulator. Bases 1 to 3858 code for a protein of 1285 amino acids. Lineage: Eukaryota; Fungi; Ascomycota; Eurotiomycetes; Eurotiales; Aspergillaceae. The record is from RefSeq and is a predicted model, not a curated record. Gene Ontology annotation, molecular function: histidine phosphotransfer kinase activity; phosphorelay sensor kinase activity. The transcript is spliced from 4 exons. Gene Ontology annotation, biological process: protein autophosphorylation; phosphorelay signal transduction system.
AUGCAGGCCCGCUCGCAACACAAAACAGCUGGGAUGCAGCCUUUCAACCUUGCAAAAGAAAGAGAGUUCUACCGGUAUCUACCGAGCGAUCACUCGGUCUAUCCCUUUGCUCCAUUCGACGAUGAAAGUCAGAACAAAUUUAUUCCACAGCCCUCCCAAGACCAUGCCUUGCUCACUUUCGCCGAAAUGGGCGCCAUUAAACUGGGCGCCCAGCGUGCCAUGAUUUCGCUCUUUGGUCCCACUCAUCAGUAUGUCCUUGCCGAGGCUACUGGGAUGUCAAAUCUGGACAACCACGACAACUUGUGGCUAGGAUGCUGUGUAUUGCCCAGGGAAAAGGGCAUCUGUAAAGUUGUUACAGACCUACCACUAUCAGAGCCUUCAGAUAAUCCAACAAUCAUUGAUGGGAGCGCGUUGGUGAUGCUAGAUUUGAGGAAUAACAAAUACUUCAAUUCUUCAGAACUAGCCCCCAACCUUUCUCAGACAAGGUAUUUUAUCGGAGUCCCGAUAAUAAGUCCCAGGGGAAUCACAAUCGGAUCAUAUUGCGUAUUGGACACACAGCCAAGAGAAUUGGGACCCGACGAGCCAUCUCUCACGUCUAUGAAGGCCAUGGCGAGAACUAUCAUGGGAUAUCUGGAUACGGUGCAAUCGAGAAAUCGAAAUCGCCAGGCAGAAAGAAUGAUCAAGGGUCUGGGGAGCUUUGCUGAAGGCAAGGCCACGCUUCGCGACUCAUGGGAUGAAUCGAAUACUCAAAACGUCGCAACAAAACGAUCCGGUGAAACUGUGGAAGGCCAGCUCAACCAAAACCAGCAGGAUUUGCAGGAAGCGCGCGAUCAUCCCGAACAUCGACAACUACCCUACCGCACCUUCAAAAAGGACUCUCCACGGCCUCGUGUCCAUUCGAAAGAUCGUGUCCCCUCGAAAGAGCGCACCAAAGAACCCAUCUCAAAUGCGACAACUGCAAAUCCCUCAUCAGUAAUUUUAUCAGAUGAGUCAGUUUUAGAUUCAAACAAAGACCGAGUAGAUAAGAAAGACGUGCAUGAACAACAGAGGCCUUCUCUCAAGGCCUCUAUCUCAGAUCACAGCGUACCGACUGAAGGUGUAUCAACUGCUCUCAAAAACUUAUUCUCACGUGCGGCAAACUUGAUCCGUGAGUCCAUUGAAGUGGAAGGAGUUGCUUUUUAUGAUGCCAGUAUCGACUCUUUCGGCGGGCUUGAAGACGGAAACCGCAGAGCGCGCGAGGCGUACGCGAGAGGAGAACCGAUGACAUCCAGCAGUGACGAUAGCACUGACGGUGAGAUACCCUUCUCAAAAGCCAAAAUCGAUGACACCGCAAUUUGCCGUCUAUUUGGCUUAUCAACUUCAACUGCCUCCAGCAUUGAUGGACCUAUAAAGUCGAAUAAGGACUUUUCGAUGCGCGAGUCAUUACUGAAAUCCAUUCUCAAUCGAUACCCGCAUGGGAAGAUCUUCAAUUUCAAUGAAAGCGGCUCUCUCUCCGAUGAUAGUAGCACCAGUGGUAGUAACUCCUGCAGCUCAGUGAAAUCUUCUAACUCUGGAACAAAGCUCAAAAAACGGAAGCCGAAUCACAGACAGGAUGCCAAUGAAUUGAUAAAAGUCCUUGUAGGUGCCAGAAGCGUCAUCUUCUUACCUAUGUGGAAUUCACACAAAUCCAAAUGGCUUGCUGGUGUUCUAGUUUGGACCAAUACUCCAAAACGCGUCUUCACUUCUGAGAGUGAACUUACAUACCUGCGAAGCUUCGGCAACAGUAUCAUGGCGGAGGUUCAUCGCCUCGAUGUUGAGAUGGCAGAGAAGGCUAAAGCCAAUUUGAUUAGCAGUAUCUCACAUGAAUUGCGAAGUCCGCUUCAUGGUAUAUUAGGAACUUCCAAUAUCCUCAGUGACACGGCUUUGAACGCCCUGCAGCAUGGAAUGGUUCAUACAAUCGAGUCUUGCGGUCGGACCCUACUGGAUACUAUCAACCAUGUUCUUGACUUUAGUUACAUCGACAAGUUCAAGAAUGGUUCUGCCCAACAUAAGCACGCUGCUGCUGGAGAUCAAGACGAUGAACCAAAUUUACCAGAGAACACGCUUCAAAAGAAUACACCGACUAGCAGUGAUAAUUCUUAUCCCUCUGUGCAGCUUGACUCUGUUCUUGAAGAGGUAGUAGAGAGUGUGUUUGCCGGACACAGUUUCUACAACGACCCAAUUGCACGGAGUCGGGAUGGGGGAUCAUCGAAAGUCAUCACCUUGUCAUCAAAGCCAAUAACUGUUAUCCUUGACAUCCACGAAGCCGCCAAUUGGGCAUUUUCUACACAAGCUGGCUGCUGGCGUCGGAUUCUGAUGAAUGUCUUUGGCAAUGCCCUGAAAUAUACACCUUCUGGAUUUAUAUACCUGGAACUGAAAGUAUCUCCAGUACCUCAAACCAAAGGGCAUGACUGUGACGAUAUAAAGUCUGCUGAAGAUUACACCAGUCAGUAUUUGGUCAGACUAAUAGUCAAGGAUACCGGAAAAGGCAUUGACGUGAAUUAUCUGCGAAACGACUUAUUCACAGCCUUCUCACAAGAGGAUUCCCUUGCUCCUGGUAGUGGGCUGGGACUGAGUAUUGUUCGCCAAGCACUCAUUUCUCUCGGCGGUACUAUUGAUGUUAGUUCCGAGAAGAACCACGGCACAGAAAUAACAAUUGAGGUACCUCUCUGUCUCACCCUUGAGUCGGAUAAUAAGUCAGAUGACUCUUCGUUUGAUUCAAAUGAGGCUUUCAACUCGAUAAGGAACCUCACGCGAGGCAAAACCAUGCGUUUGAUUGGACUCUCUCCAUCACCUGAAUCAGAGAAGGAUCUAACUCUUCAAAACUCAUUGGAACGUCUAUGCCGAGAUUGGUUCCAUCUUACCAUCGAAUUGGCUUCAGUCGAGUCAGUGUUUUCAGCAAGAGAGAAAACUCCCCCAGAUUUCAACUUGAUAGUCCAAACAAGUUUUGGUAGACCAGAUUCCAAAGAAGACGAGCUGCAUCAUUUCGACCGGCUUACCAAGGUAGAAGAGAGUGGCAUAUCGCCCUUGAUUGUCAUUUGCCACUCGCCCGAAACAGCACAUAACAUGUUCGCGCGUGCAACGAGUCGAAAUGGAAAAUCAGACGUUCAUUUUAUAAGCCAGCCAUGUGGACCACGCAAGUUAGCGAAAGCUUUGAACAUGUGUAUGCAUCGUCAAGAAGACCAAUCACAUGGGGCGCAAGAUGAUAGCGAACCUACUCGCUGGGUUGAAAUGCCAGAAUCUUCAUAUUUACCGCUUGAUAUCGGGCCAAGAGACCCACCGAAUGAUAGAAUGAAACUUGGCAAACGACCGACGGAUACAGAGAUAAGUAUGGAGACUAUGGCGAAGCAAACCAGCGAAAAUCAACAACCCACAUCUGCUUCAGAAAAAUCUUCGCCUUCCAAAGCUACGGUAAAGCAGAUUCCCGACAACGCCCAGCCAUCAAUAUUACUCGUCGAUGAUAAUGAGUUGAACUUGAAAAUCCUCGUCGCAUUCGUGAAGAAAGAAGGGUGGAGCUACAUAACAGCAAAUAAUGGAUUAGAAGCAGUAGAAACAUACAAGGCUCAUCCCGGAAAGUUCGGAGCAAUCAUCCUGGACCUCACUAUGCCUGUGAUGAACGGCUUCGAGGCAACUCAGAACAUCCGCUUUUUCGAGAGGAAAUAUUGGCUCAAUAAUGAAUCCUCGAAACCUCCUUGGCACCCGAUUACCAUUGCUGCGUUGACUGGGCUGGAUAGUGCUAAUGUUCAGCAAGAGGCUUUUGCUUGUGGAAUUGAUAUGUUUCUUACGAAGCCGGUUACAAGGCAAGGAUUACGUCCUGUCUUUCAGAAGGUUAGGAGAUAA